AUGGAAUCCGAUUUGCGUCCUAACUCGUACCUAUUGAAGGGCACAUGCUGGGGUAAUAUCGUCAGCGGGAGUGUCAGAUGCGUCUGCAAUUCCGGCUUUCGGCGAGACAUUAAUGGUGCCUGUAAUGUCCCGAUAGGCUCCAUGGAACUGGGAGCCUCGCCUUCAUAUGCUGAAAUUAUUUUGAGAAAUCAGGCUCCUGCCUCUUCACAGACGACCUUUGAUCUAGGCUUCAGGACGCGCAGCCCGGAUGGUACUUUGGCUUAUAUUCAAGGGCAGUGGUCAGAGUACUACAAGUAA
This is a messenger RNA of Protopolystoma xenopodis, 297 nucleotides long. The record is from the annotation of a GenBank genome assembly. NCBI's taxonomy places the organism in Eukaryota, Metazoa, Platyhelminthes, Monogenea, Polystomatidea, Polystomatidae.